AGAGAUGCAUUGAGGUCUCUACCUCUCCAGCUGCAGCCAAUUCAACUGAGUUGAAACAAAUCUAACAAAUUUCUUCUCUUCCUCUCUGUGAAAUGAGUCUUUGGCUGGCUUUCUAUGUGUAAGAUGACAGAAGGAAUCAUCAGCCCAAUGCUGUUCCUAAUGUAAGGAAACAAGGGAAAUACUUCUAUCAAAAUCUGAACAACCCAUUUUGGAGGCACUGGACGGCAGAAUUGCUGGAGUGCCUCAGUUUCUCAUCCUGGGCAGUGAGGAAAACACAGAGCUGGUCCAGCACUGCGUGAACAUCCCACACACAACAACACUCAUCAGGGGAACGAGGCCAUAUGGAGCCAGCAGAGAACCAAAAUGCAGGAAACCACACCCUGCUGACUGAAUUUGUCCUCGCUGGAUUGUCCAGCCGCCCAGAGCUCCAGCACUUGCUGUUCUUCACAAUCUGCUUCAUUUACAGCAUGACUCUCAUCGGGAACCUUCUCAUCUGCACGGUCACAGUGCACCCCACCCUCCAGAUGCCCAUGUACUUCUUCCUCCGCGUCCUGGCCUUCCUGGAUAUUUCCACAGCGUCAGUCGUUGUCCCCAAGAUGCUGGUGAACCUCCUGUCCGAGGACAGGAGCAUCUCCUACCUGGGCUGUGUCACUCAGCUCUACUGCGUGGUUUUCUUGGCGGCCACCGAGUGGUACCUGCUGGCAGCCAUGGCCUACGACCGCUACGUGGCCGUGUGCUGGCCCCUGAGGUACGCUGCCAUCAUGAGCUCCAGGGCCUGCCUCGCCUUGGUGCUGCUCUCCUGCUGCAGUGGCCAAGUGGUGUCGGUGCUGCAGACAGCCUGGGUGUUCACCCUGUCCUUGUGCGGGCCCAGGAGGAUCAAUUACUUCUUCUGUGACAUCCCCCCGCUGCUCGUGCUGUCCUGCACGGACACCUCGCUGUACGAGAGGCAGCUCAUCUCAGCCACCGUGCUCGUCAUCUUCACGCCCUUCUGCCUCAUCCUGCUCUCCUACGCCUGCAUCAUCUCCAGCAUCCUGAAGAUUUCCUCUGCAGAGAGCAGACACAAGGCCUUCUCCACCUGCUCCUCACACCUCACUGUUGUGACGUUGUACUGUGCAAGUGGCACUUUGAUUUACUUACAGCCAAAAUCCAGUAAAGAUGCUAAGAAAAUCCUUGCUCUCAUAUACACAACUGUAAUUCCCACAUUAAACCCCCUGAUUUACAGCCUGAGGAAUAAAGAAGUGAAAGAAGUACUAAUCAGAGUGGUGGCUGUGUUGAUGAAGAAAUAAGGAUUUUCUAGUCCAUGAAUGUCUGGAUUAAAAGCCUUAUUUCCAUUUUUGGUGGGUUCUAAUGGUUUACUAGCUCAGGGGAAACUGCAGGCACAAAGAUCUCUUCCACAACUGUAAAUAUUUUGUCUUUAUUCUUUGCUUCAGAAGCAAAUAAUUUCAAAUUUCUAUCUCAAUUUCUUCCUUAGGAGUACAAUAUAGAUUCCAGAUAUUUCUUCUAAAGCAGAGCACUUCCCAUGUCUAAUUCAGGUAUCCAGGCUGGAACUCCUCACUUCCAUUGCAGUUCACCUCACCCUCUCAUUGAAGAAAUACUCUUUCACAGUGAACUUUCCAGGCUAAGCAUACACUGAUUUAUAGGGGCUACAUGUUUUGCUGUGCCUUUUUUCUUCCUUGUUAUGUUUUCCAUUCCUUCCUGCAAAAGACGCCCACUGAAUGAAAGUGAUAAAAAAAUAUUUCACUUCUUUCAGAGCCUUGUGUUUUUCAUUUAAGGUGUGGGGAAAGUAAAGGAAA
Molecule: messenger RNA, 1793 nt
Organism: Catharus ustulatus (Swainson's thrush)
Lineage: Eukaryota; Metazoa; Chordata; Aves; Passeriformes; Turdidae
Product: olfactory receptor 10A4-like
Exons: 4
Coding region: 342-1286 (314 amino acids)
Biological process (GO): G protein-coupled receptor signaling pathway
Cellular component (GO): membrane
Molecular function (GO): G protein-coupled receptor activity; olfactory receptor activity
Source: RefSeq, a predicted model, not a curated record